CGCCGCAGCUCCAUGCCAUUUCCUCACCAGCUAUCUAUCCAACGAGGACGGGCGCGCAGACUGUCUUCUCUUCUCUCCUCUCCUCUCUGCUCCCUUUGGCACGUCCUCGCUUCGCACCACUGUACUUGACGCUCACGGACGAGACACGAAGCUGGCCAACAGCUCCAUCCAUCACCGCCAGCCAGCCAUCAGCGGGCAGUCAUCAGCGGCAGGCAGCUCGCGUCGCUCGCCAUCAAAGACUUUUGAACUCACCACCACCUCCUCCUCCUCCACCGCCACCACCACCACCACCACCAUCAUGGCGCGGCCGACGAGCACCUACUACCCCCGCCCGCCGCAGCGCGACUCGUGGUUCGCGCCGCUGUCGGUCGACCUGCUCCUCAAGGUGCUGUACGUGACGCUGCUGCACCCGUUCGUGUGCUGGAUCAUCCCGCUGUGCCUGCGCGCGCGCACCGUCAAGUGGGAGGCGCCGCCCAUGCUGGCCGCCUUCGCGUGGGCGACGCUCGUCACGCUGGGCUGGGCGGCCGCGGCCGUCGACCGCCGCGUCGCGUACGGCCCGCCGCGCGAGGUGGACCUCGGCGAGGAGGUCAUCGUGGUGACGGGCGGCGCCAGCGGGCUGGGCAUGCUGGUCGCCGAGGUCUACGGGAUGCGCGGCGCGACCGUCGCGGUGCUCGACGUCAACGAGAUGGAGAAUGGCGAGGCCAGGGGCGUCACGUACUACAAGUGCGACGUGAGCGACAAGGCGCAGGUCGCCCGGGUCGCGGCCCAGAUUGAACAGGAGCUCGGAACGCCGACGGUGCUCAUCAACAACGCAGCCAUCGUGGUGGGCAAGUCGUUCCUCAACCUGACGCUCGACGACAUCGACACCAGCCUGGGGACGAACCUGCUGGGGCCCUUUUACUGCCUCAAGGCCUUCCUCCCCGCGCUGAUCCGGUCGGGCCGGGGCGGGACCGUGGUCAACGUGUCGUCGGUCAUCGGGCACCUAGGCGCGGCGCGGCUGACCGACUACGCGGCGGCCAAGGCGGGCCUGACGGCGCUGCACCGGUCGCUGGCGGCGGAGCUGCGGGAGACGCACCCGGAGAUCCGGACCGUGCUGGUGACGCCGGGCCAGGUGAGCACGCCGCUCUUCUACGGGGUGCAGACGCCGAGCGCGUUCCUCGCCCCCGUCGUGGAGCCCGUCGACGUGGCCCGCGACAUCAUCGCCGCCGUGGACGCGGGGACGGGCGGCUGGGCGGCCAUGCCCCUGUACGCACGCUGGGUCGACUGGUACGCCGUGCUGCCCGCGGGCGUACAGGUGCUGGCGCGCAGGCUGGCGGGCGUCGACCGCGGGAUGAGGACCUUUGUCGGCAGGAAGGGCGCCGCCGCCGUUGCUGCUGGUGCUGCCGCGGACGGGGAUGGCAAGGCUACCUAAGGUAGCUCGGGUGAGG
Molecule: messenger RNA, 1427 nt
Organism: Purpureocillium takamizusanense
Lineage: Eukaryota; Fungi; Ascomycota; Sordariomycetes; Hypocreales; Ophiocordycipitaceae
Exons: 2
Coding region: 299-1411 (370 amino acids)
Molecular function (GO): oxidoreductase activity, acting on the CH-OH group of donors, NAD or NADP as acceptor
Source: RefSeq, a predicted model, not a curated record